AUGAUCACUGCACAUCCCGAUCGAGCUUCUCAAGUGGGAGGAGGACGACAACAACGAUUCAAGCCAUCAAGGUUCAAACACCAUGGCCAAGCAACUUCACCAUCGGAGGGAUUUCCCGCUGCAGCUGCACCCAUGCUACAUCGACGUCGACCGUACCGUGAGGAUGGCACAUUGUACACGAAUGACUUUGGGGAUGGCAACAAGGAUCGGUUUAUGGAGCUUGCUCAAGCCGCGUUAGAAGAAGCUACCCUCGAGGAUGAACGCAAAGGGCUUAUUUACGAGGUUGUGGAGGCAUUGAUUGCAAAGUCGGGAGCACCUCUUGUUGCCGAAGUGAUUUCCGAGCAGUUAAGAAGUCAAGAGAUUAUCGAGCAACUGGCAGAGUCGCAUGAAGAAGAAAAGUUAAAGCAGCAGCAGCAACAGGAACAAAAAGAGGAUGGUGAUGAGCAAGAGAAGCAAAAAGUAUUUGCCCCGGGAUUACUGAAGGAGCCACCCGAUGCUGUGCUGCAGGUUGACGACGAUGAUGAUGGCCAAGUAGGGAAUCGUCGAUGGCUUAUUUCUGAAUACAUUUGGAGACUCUUUCGUAUUCUCUUGUUGGCAAGUUUCGUUGGCUUGGUUUAUCAUUUCAUGUGUGCUUAUCAUCAAGAUCUAUUCUGA
Messenger RNA from Lichtheimia ornata, 654 nucleotides. RefSeq lists its product as uncharacterized. The coding region runs from base 1 to 654 and encodes 217 amino acids. The transcript has a single exon. Lineage: Eukaryota; Fungi; Mucoromycota; Mucoromycetes; Mucorales; Lichtheimiaceae. The record is from RefSeq and is a predicted model, not a curated record.